Messenger RNA from Lates calcarifer (barramundi perch), 3202 nucleotides. RefSeq names its product ephrin-A3. Gene Ontology annotation, biological process: ephrin receptor signaling pathway; axon guidance. Gene Ontology annotation, molecular function: ephrin receptor binding. Lineage: Eukaryota; Metazoa; Chordata; Actinopteri; Centropomidae. The record is from RefSeq and is a predicted model, not a curated record. Gene Ontology annotation, cellular component: plasma membrane. The transcript has 5 exons. Bases 51 to 827 code for a protein of 258 amino acids.
GUGAGAGACUUUAAAAGCAGUGUGCGCAAGAAAGAGGGAAAUUCCGGUGCAUGCUAACGCUACAGAGUAGAGACGGGGUAAUGGCAGGCAAACAACCAAAGAGGAAACGGACAGAGGAACACAAACCUACAAGGAAAGGCUAUGACCAGGCCGGUGGGAAGAAGCGUCAGUAUCGGUGCGGCUUUCCAGCGGUGGAGAGGCACUUCCGGGAGCUGAAAGGCCUGAGGUCAGACGCGGAGGUUGAGCUGUUUCUGCUUGACAGGCUGCGCAGGGAGGGGUACACGGUCCAGGUCAGCGUCAAUGACUACCUGGACAUCUACUGCCCACACUACAACACCAGCCAGCGAGGGACGCUAGAGCGAGUCGUGGCCGAGCAGUACAUCCUCUACAUGGUCAGCUACCGCGGCUACCGCACCUGCGACCCCCAGCUGGGCUUCAAACGCUGGGAGUGCAACCGGCCCCACGCGCCCCACGCGCCCAUCAAGUUCUCUGAGAAGUUCCAGCGUUACAGCGCUUUCUCCCUGGGCUACGAGUUCAACGUGGGCCAGGAGUACUACUAUAUCUCCACACCCACCCACCACCACGGCCACAGCUGCCUGAGACUGAGGGUCUACGUCUGCUGCUCCACCGUCUCCCAGGCAGAUGAUGACUCUAGUCAGACUUCUCCCGACUACACAGUCAGGCCAAACAUCAAAAUACACAACCUUGACGAAUUUAACCCCGAAGUUCCCAAACUGGAGAAAAGUGUCAGCGGCAGCAGCCCAUCACGUGACCGCCUUCUUCUCACUGUGGCGAUGCUGCUCGUGUCUGCCGUGCUUUUGUCCUAGCGACUGUCACCCAGAGUGACACCUCAUGCAUAGAUGGACCGCCUUGUCCAAAGGGCUUUGUAUCCACCUACUGCGAGAAUUUAAUGCGAAAGUCGGCAGAAACACGGAAGAGAAUCAAGUAGAGGUGCAACAGAACCACAACUGAAAGAACACACAGAAAAAAAACCCCUUGAACUUAACUUAAACUGGACUUUAAAAAAAAGGAGAGGCCUUUUUGCUGUCAUAUCUACACCAGUGUAUUUUGACACUCCAUGUGUUGUUGGACAUCAUUAUCAUAUGAAUACCACAGCAUUUCAUGCAGGUGUGUUUGCCACAACAUGGAGACCACAACCAAUAUUCAGAAACAGACUUCUGUGCUGCUGUCGUGCCUGACAGCCAACAGACGAGAGAGAAAGUGGACUUGUAAUGAGUGGGAUGUAGACUACACACUCUUAUUGUAGCAUGGAUAUCAAAUCACAGGAAUUUAAGCUGCAUUGUCUUAAGCCGAUGAAUGCAAGGUUUUUGUGACUGUAGGCUUUGAAGAAGGCAGCAAAUGUAACAGGAGUGGACUUUGCAGUGGAUUUUUAAGGCCUUGGUGACUGCGGACCAGGUAUGCUGAUGGAUUCAACUCAGCUUUGAUGUAGUGGAGAGCAAGCUGGACUCUGGAACUGUACUGAUCUUACCUGGGCUAUACAGGAUAUUUAUAGAAUCAGUCUGAGAUGGGAACUGCUGCCACUGUCCUGGACAUUGAGGAAUGUUUCCACACUGGAGUGAGCUGUUGGUAAAAAGAGCCCAAGGUGUUUCUUAAGAAAAGGGGAGGACUUUGGGAGGAUAUCCGCUGGCCUUUCAUGAAUCCAUUUUCUCCAGACAUCAAAAUACCCCUGGCUUUGUGAUAGGUGCAGAUGCAAAGCCUCCGUUUCUUAGAAGAUAGCGAGUGCCCUCUGAGAACUAGUCCUUUGUCUGCAUUUCCUGCCUUCACACUGUAACAACCCUAGAAAAAUACAGACCCAGGACUAGUAAUUUGACAGCACUUAGACGUGGUAGAUGUGGUAGAUGUGUGUUUUGUUCCGAUGCAUUUACCUUCAGCACUUGGCGUAGAUUUUCCGGAUGUCAAACCUUUCUCCUUGCAGCAAUCAGCCGAGUCAUUCAGAACACCACUAAUUUACAAUUCCUAAGAACCCCCCCCCCCUCUCAGUAGCAAGUUCCCUUUUAAUCCCAGACAACCCUGUCUAUUCCUUUUCCACUUCAGAGGUUCCCAGCCAAUCAGCGCUGAUGGCCAUUACAGCAGUCACGGUCACCAUGGAAACGACCCCAUACAGUCGCCAGAGUGCGGCAGGUGCCUGAGGAGAAAUUGUGCUUUGAGUCUCAAAGUAACGCUGCCGCCAUUUUGUUAAAAAAUAAAAUACAAAAAAAAAAUACACACACGUGUGAAUGUGCAACUAAAGAGAAGUUCACUUUUUUAUAUUGUAAUACAGGACAAUGUAGGCUGGCAUUAAUCAGAUUACAAUGUUGUGCUUUUUCAAUUUAUUUACUUUUCAAAUGUAUUUAUUUUAACAUUAAAAUAUAUUAUUUAUCUACCUGAUUUAUUAGUGUGCAUUUGUAGGCCUUUGCUCAAUAAGCUAUUGUGCCAUUUUUUAAUUCUUUUUUUUAAACAGUGGAAUUUUUACUGCAGCAUUUUGCUUGUGUAGAUAAAUAGUCAGAUGUAAUUCAGCCUGGCAGAACGAGAGGGUUAUUGGUUAUGACUAAUCAGUAGGGACAUACACUCAGUGACCCUACUCUCAUGUAACAGAUACAGCUAAACAGAUUAUGUUGCUGAAGAGCAUGUCAUAACCACAACUGUGAAUGCACAGACAGAGCCGACGUUGAUGGAAGGGGCGCAUUCCUCAAGUGCUGCCACUUUGCCAAAUGAAGGAGUCUGUAUUGUAAUGUAUAUUUAUAAUACAUGCCGGUUAUGGAAUGUGCGUGCGUGUGCACAGGCGUGUAUGAGUCUGCGUGUGUGGCUUUAUCUGCCUGCUUUCCUGCGUGUGUGUGCGUGUGUCUGAGCGUGUGAGGGAGCGAGCAAGAGUAAAAAACAUAUGUGUGCACAUUUGUGUGCGUAUGUAUGUAGAAUGUGUUUGUCCGCGCUUUUCGAGUAUGUGGCAUUUAGAAAUUUCGUACCCGUUAAGGAGUCGUUUGUAGGAUCUGAAUAUGCAAGUGUGUAUGAGAGAAUGUGCUCUUCUGUAAUGUUAGUUUACGUUACGGGGUUAGGGAAGCAGGCGAGAAGCAUUUAGUGAUGUUGAGGACAACCACAAGAAAUGUGUUUACCUUUGACAAGAAUGAAUUAAAAAAAAAAAAAACUGUAAAUUGAACCAAGAAUGAUUAAAAACAAUGCCAAUUAAAAUCUUUUUGCAAAUUUA